Messenger RNA from Cheilinus undulatus (humphead wrasse), 2455 nucleotides. Its product is annotated as circadian-associated transcriptional repressor. Gene Ontology annotation, biological process: negative regulation of DNA-templated transcription; circadian regulation of gene expression. Gene Ontology annotation, cellular component: nucleus. The coding region runs from base 175 to 1263 and encodes 362 amino acids. Gene Ontology annotation, molecular function: RNA polymerase II cis-regulatory region sequence-specific DNA binding. The record is from RefSeq and is a predicted model, not a curated record. Lineage: Eukaryota; Metazoa; Chordata; Actinopteri; Labriformes; Labridae. The transcript is spliced from 6 exons.
CUGAUCACUGGCUGUACCUCCUCUCUCACUCACACGCUGCACGUCCAACACAUCAGCUGCUCUCUCCCCGACAGUCCUGCUGGAUUAACCGCCGAGCACCGGAGGAGUUCAACCGGCCGCUGCAUCCUGGGAAGGUCAGUGAUGGUCAGUGCGAGUUAAACCCUGCAGCCAAGGAUGUCUGCUACAGAUUCGGACAACUCCAUUGACUGGCUGGCUAGUGACAAUGAGGACAAUGAGAGCGAACGGGAGUCUGACUGUUCCGCAAAGCACAGCCAGACAGUGGCUCCUCGCUCCCCCAGCGCCGCCCCCCUACACCUGGGCCCAUCUGACAGCAGCUGCCGCCGGGGCAGCGAGGUGAAGGGGGGCGACAACGACUGGAGCGAGGUCAGGGAGGCCUCCAGCCGGGGAUCUCCACUUGGCUGCACGGAGACGUGGGACAGCUCCAUUGGACUGUAUAAAACACAACAAGGAGGAAAAACAAACGGCAAGAACACUCAGCAAGCACUGAAGAGGCCUCACAGCUUCACAGAGGAGAAAAGGCAGCUCAUUUCCAAUGUUUCAGACAGGAAACGGCUGCUCAAUCGGAAGUGCAUGGAGCUACAAUGCUACAUUCACCCACUGUCACUGAUACUGAAUGGCCUUCGAUCAGGGAGAUACAGAGAACGACUCAGCAGUUUCCAGGAGAGUGUGGCCAUGGACCGGAUUCAGAGGAUCAUGGGUGUCCUGCAAAACCCCUGCAUGGGGGAAAAAUACAUCACUAUCAUUCUUAAAAUGGAGGAAAUGCUAAAGAGCUGGUUUCCAAAUGUAAAACUCCAAGACCAACUUGCUGACCCUCAGACAGAAGAAGCCGUUCCUACCAAGAAACUGAAGCUUUCUCCAGUGACUGUCACUGCAGCCAGGAGCCCCGUCACCAUCAGUGAUCCUCCAGCUGGCGCCAAAGCCCUGAGAGUCACCGACCUCACUCCACCCGGAGCAUACUCCGCCAGUAACCUGAAAUGGCUCCACACGUCGCCCAUCUGCUCACCAACAGCAGAGCAGGCUCAGGCAGGGUCCAGGCACCUGCAGUCCCCCAGAGACAGAGACCUAACGCAGGACAACGCUGUGUCCUCCAGCACAGACAGCCACACUAAGACAGACUCAGUGCCCAGGGGCCCUCCGCCUGGGAAAAUCAACGCUCCCUGCCUAGAGAGGCUCCUAAAGUCCACAGAAAGCAUCAUCAGCCGCAAGGGAACGGGGGGUCUGAUGGACAGCAGCUGGUCCUAGUCCACACAGUGAGCUGGGUGUCCAGCUGUAAGCACCUCACAGCCCAGCCUAGCCUUUGCCCACCACCCCGCCAGGAGCCAGUCAGCUCGCUUAGCCCAUUCCAGCCUUCAGGGGAGACGGAAGCCUUCAAAAAGGGAUGUCACAUAUUCCUCUUUAAUGUGCAAGGAGUGUCGACGAACAUGUACUCUCUGUACGGGAAUGUGCCCUCUCUGACAUGACGAGUGUCUGCUUUAGUUCCCUUUUGUUGACUUCUCUUUCUUUUUUGUUUGCACUCUUGAAUAGCAUGUGUGCGAGUGGGAAAGGAUAGAUGUCACAUGCUGAGGUCACCAGAGCUGGUGAUCUUAUAACUGAAUUGUUCCCACUGGCUUGUAGAUGCAAUAAUACAGUUUGAGUAUCUGUGAAAAACGCCAUUUUGCCUGAAAGGGAAAAAUUGCAGGAGCAGUUUGAGCUGGAAGGGAGAAUUUUAGACAUCCAGACAUGUCAGUGGUCUACAUAUUGUUGUGCUGAAACUGUGGGUGAAAUGUGAUGUUAUUUUCUCCCCCCCUGAUCCCAUGACUCCACUCUUAAGUUUAUUGAUGUGACUGUUACUCAUUUGUAUACUUUAUAAAUAAGUCUUUUGGUACAACUGUUCUACCUCAGUGGGCACCACGUCACAGUUAGUGAGUAGGAAUGUGAAAGUAAGGACACCUCACCAGAUCUGCAGUGAGCCAAACGGCCUCUGACAGCGAGGUCUGCAGUACAAACAGAGGACGCUCUCUCUAUUGGGGAUGCUCUCGUGGCCUGACUGGUGCCAUUGUAAAGAAUGUCAACUGCAGAUUUCUUUUUAUGAGUCUCCCAGUAGAUGGCAAACAGUGCCUGUAACAUCAAGCUGUGCCUGUAAGCCGGUUUGAUACAAAGAGAGAGAACGUUCAGAAUACCUGCUCCUCUGUGGGAUGUACAAAUCAGGAAUUCUCACUCUCCUGCCAUUUUCCUGUAUCGAGUAAAUUAUUCAGAUCUUGCCAACUACUUUCUGUGGUGGAGUAGAACAUUUCUUUUAUUUUGCCACAGAACUGGACAGUAUGUUAGACCAGCAGAGAGGGACAAGGUAUUUCUCUGUGUAAAUCUUACAGGAAGGUUGUUGAUUUACCCUGAAAAGUGGCCUUUAUAGUGUGAAAUUUUAUACUUUCAAAUAAAUGUGGUUAUCUUUGUUUGA